Molecule: messenger RNA, 1327 nt
Organism: Papaver somniferum (opium poppy)
Lineage: Eukaryota; Viridiplantae; Streptophyta; Magnoliopsida; Ranunculales; Papaveraceae
Exons: 5
Coding region: 89-1327 (412 amino acids)
Source: RefSeq, a predicted model, not a curated record
CAAAAAAAACCAACAAAAAUAAACAGAGGCUAUAUUUGUCAAACGUGUUUUUGGAGAGUUAGAUUGCCGAGGUAAUAAGAUACAGAAAAUGCCAAGGGGUGCCCGCUUGACUGACAUUAGAAGACAUGCAAGACUUUCAACCCCAUAUCAUCUAACAGCCGGCCAACAAGGUCAUGAUGAGAGACAUGAUUCGGCGUUAAUUGCACCUUGCAUAAGAUUAAGUAAUAUUAGAAGGCAGGCUAGACAAGCCUCGCGUCUGAAAAAUACAUCUCCAGCAAUUCCUAGAGACGAUUUACAACAAAAUUCUACCAUACCCACUACUGCAAUUGUUACCCAUACACGGACAAGACAAGCCUCCCAUCCAACAAAUACAUCUCCAGCAAUUCCUAUAAACGGUGGGCAACAAAAUUCUACCAUACCCACUACUCAGAUUGUUACCCGUAGAUGGACAAGAAGCAACCACAAUCGCGCCAGAAACUAUGUUAACACAAGAAGAAUGACAGUACACAUGCUACCACAACCCACAAUAUGUGACAAAUGUGGUGCUAUGUUGUUUUCAUCUGAAACCAAGGAAAUGUGUUGCAAGAAUGGAAAAGUUUCAUCGCCACCACUUCGGACACCUGUCGAAUUAAGGAUGUUAUAUAAUGAUCAAAGUGAUGUUGGGAAGCAUUUUCGUCAAAACAUUAAGAUAUACAAUCAUAUGUUUGCUUUUACGUCAAUGGGAGUUCACUAUGAUGCAGGUCUCGCCAAUGGUUGUGAUAGAAUAUACACUUUCAGAGAUCAAGGAGGGAUCUACUAUAGGAUAGGUAGUCUCCUACCUACUGGGCCAAUGCCAAGACCCAUGCCAAGGUAUUUACAAUGGUACAUAUAUGAUAGUGAUAGGGAAAUUGAACUUCGGAUGCUGGAAAAUACUGAAAUGCAGGUUACUAUGGUUGAAAGACUAAAGUUAAUUUUAGAUCAACAUAAUCCUUUUGUGCAUCAAUUUAGACGUUUGGCAAUGAGAAGGGACAUACCAAAAUGUAAAUUAGUGCUUAGAGAGCAGCCAUUAGGGGGCCAUCAGUUCAAUCUACCUACAUCAGAUCAGGUUGCAGCAAUAAUAGUAGGAGGGGAAGAUCUAACAAACGUUAAACCACGAGAGACCAUUGUUGAAACCACCGAAGGGAAUUUGCAAAUGAUUCCGGACACAAUCGGUUAUUUUGAUCCUCUCCAGUACCCGCUUUUACUUCCAUAUGGGAACUACAGAUGGGAUUUGAACAACAUUAGUUCAGGCGGGCAACGAGUUAGAGUUAGUUGUCGAACAUUUUAUUCGUAUAUGCUUCAGGUAUAA